Hydra vulgaris (swiftwater hydra) is the source of this 593-nucleotide messenger RNA. RefSeq lists its product as uncharacterized. The record is from RefSeq and is a predicted model, not a curated record. Lineage: Eukaryota; Metazoa; Cnidaria; Hydrozoa; Anthoathecata; Hydridae.
UUGAACUAUAAAACAAGAAAACAGCAAUAGUUAGUAAAUUUAACUAUUGGAAACUCCUAGAAAACUAUUGGAAAUUCCUAGAGAAUUCAUUACAAUGUUUAAAGUUUUGUGCUUAGCCGUGCUUUUUGUGUUUGUUGCGACCAGAUCAACCAGUAGCAAGUCUAAAAGUUUAAGAGUUAGCUCUAAAGAUUUAUUGCGUCGUGGAAGAGAUUUAGGCGAAACUGCAGGUACACAGCAUCCAUCUACAAGAAGUAGACAUCAUUCUGGCCAUCAAACUAGAGAAGUACGUGUAAUAACAGAUCAUACUCAUACAACAAAUGAACAUACGGGUACAGAUAGAAGUACUAGGCAACAUAUUACAAAUACAAAACGACAUUUCUCAGGAAGUCAUCAUUCUCGUCAUCAUACUACUGAAAAGCCUGGAACAAGUGAUCCGUAUAAAACCACGGAAAAACAUAGAGCAACUACAAAACAGCAUUUUGAAAAGACUAAACGUUACGCAAGUAUGGAAUGAUAUUUUAUACACAGAUUAUUAGUUUGCUUGUAAAUGAAUGAAACAUAAUAAUAAAUUAAAAGAAAAAAAUAAAGUUGAA